AUGACUUCCAUUCUUUCCCAUCUUCGACGUCUGUACUCCCUAGAUACCCUCGACACCCGCUUCACCACCUCUGCCUCUACUCCCCUCAAGGCCACUACCGAUUCGCGACCUGCCUCGGCCAAAGAUGCCCGCGCCAAUGCUGUAGCCAGCAAUGCCUCGCCCUCCAAAUGGGGGACUUUGGAAUUCUUUGUUUACUAUCUGGUCUUUCUUGUUGCGGUGCCAUUGAUGUUCAAGGCAGUCAUUGAGGUGUCCCAAGAGAACCACCCCACGUACCCGACUUAUGCCAACCUGCUGUCUCCAGGCUGGAUCGCCGGACGUCAAGUGGACAACUCCGACGCACAAUACUCCACUUUCCGGGAUAACAUCCCCUACCUCCUCGUUCUUUUGGUUGUCCACCCGUUAUUGCGUCGUGCAUUCGAAUUUUACACACGCCCGUCCAGUCCCAAACCUACCACAUCGAACGGCAAUGCCUCCGCAACCGCUGCAGACGCGCGUUUCACUCAGCGCAUCCAGUUCGACUUCUACUUUGCUCUCGUUUUCAUAGUUGCUUUACACGGGAUUUCCGCCCUCAAGGUGCUCGCCAUAUUAUACUUGAACUAUAAGAUCGCCAAGUCACUCCCUCGACGAUAUAUCCCCGCGGCCACUUGGAUCUUCAAUAUCUCCACCCUGUUUGCAAAUGAGCUGUGUGCAGGAUACCCGUUGGAGCGCUUAGCCGCUAUGUUGACCUCGACUUCGGAUGCUACUGGACAAGAAUCCCUACUGGUCUUGUGGGGUCGACAGCUCGACAGCUUUGGUGGUCUGAUCCCUCGUUGGGAAAUUCUGUUUAAUUUCACGGUUCUGCGCCUGAUCAGCUUCAACAUGGACUAUUACUGGUGCCUUGACUAUCCAGCUGCGAGCCCAAUCGAACAACUUGAUCCAGCAGCCCUUUCAGAGCGUGAUCGCGUUAGUAUCCCCGCGGAACGCUCGGCGUUCAACGGCCGCAAUUACAUCGCGUACAUCCUGUACUCCCCGCUUUAUCUGACAGGUCCCAUCGUCACGUUCAACGACUACAUCUCGCAGCAGCGAUAUGCACCGCCGUCCCUGACCAAACGUCGUACCAUCAUGUAUGGGAUUCGUUUCUUCCUCACCCUCAUCGCCAUGGAGUUGAUCCUUCACUUUAUAUAUGCUGUCGCCAUCUCCAAAGCAUCACCGGAUUGGUCCCUGUACACCCCCGCCCAACUCAGCAUGCUUGCCUUCUUCAACCUCCACAUCAUCUGGUUGAAGCUGCUCAUCCCAUGGCGGUUCUUCCGUCUCUGGGCUUUGAUCGAUGGAAUUGACCCGCCAGAGAACAUGAUCCGUUGCGUGUCCAACAACUACUCCACGUUCGCAUUCUGGCGUGCGUGGCACCGUUCCUUCAACCGAUGGAUCAUACGGUAUAUCUAUGUACCUCUCGGUGGCGGCAGAGGCCGCAGCAGUGGAGGAAAUGAGAAUAAGACCUCGUCGAAGCUAUAUGCCAAAGCGCACCAGAUCCUCAAUUUCCUCCUCGUGUUCACCUUCGUCGCCCUGUGGCACGACAUCAACCUUCGUCUGCUCCUGUGGGGAUGGCUAAUCACUCUUUUCGUCCUGCCCGAAGCCAUCGGAACAAUGCUGUUCCCCGCGCACCGGUGGCGCUCUCAUCCGACAGCUUACCGUGUCCUAUGUGGCGUCGGCGCUGUCGGUAACGUUCUCAUGAUGAUGAUCGCUAACCUGGUCGGGUUCGCUCUGGGCUUGGACGGGCUGAAGGGCCUUCUGAACGAGAUUCUAGGGUCGUAUGCAGGACUUGUAUACCUUGUGACUGCAUGUUCGGCACUCUUCGUUGGCGUCCAAGUUAUGUUCGAAAUCCGGCAGGAGGAAAAGAGAGCGGGGAUUAACCUGAAGUGUUGA
Messenger RNA from Aspergillus terreus NIH2624, 1902 nucleotides. Its product is annotated as putative glycerol:H+ symporter (Gup1). NCBI's taxonomy places the organism in Eukaryota, Fungi, Ascomycota, Eurotiomycetes, Eurotiales, Aspergillaceae. Gene Ontology annotation, biological process: GPI anchor biosynthetic process. The coding region runs from base 1 to 1902 and encodes 633 amino acids. Gene Ontology annotation, cellular component: endoplasmic reticulum. The transcript has 4 exons. The record is from RefSeq and is a predicted model, not a curated record.